GUACAAAAUUUUAUCAUUCCUUUUUGGACCAUAGGAAGUGCAUAAAUAGCCAAUUGUUAUAUAAUUUUUUUUUUAAUUAUUACAGCUUUUCUUAAUUAUUGUUAAUUUUUAAUCAUUUUAAAUAUAUUAUUUUAAAAAAUGCCUGAAAGUGUAACGAUAAAUAAUUUAAAUAAUAUUACAGUAAAAUCAUCGAGUGCAUUAGCGUCAUUAUCACAGAAAGUAUUUGAAAAGGAGGAAAAAUACAGUGCACACAAUUAUCAUCCAAUACCGGUUGCAUUAUGCAGGGCGCAAGGAGUUUUCAUGUGGGAUGUAGAAGGAAAACGUUACUACGACUUUCUAGCUGCAUAUUCAGCUGUAAAUCAAGGACAUUGCCAUCCAAAAAUUAUUGAAGCACUUAAAAGUCAAGCGGAAAUAUUAACACUCACAUCAAGAGCAUUUUAUUCCGAUGUACUGGGAGAAUAUGCCAAAUAUAUAACAGAAAUGUUUGGAUACGAUAAAGUUUUACCAAUGAAUACAGGUGUUGAAGGUGGUGAAACUGCUUGUAAACUAGCUAGAAAAUGGGGUUACGAAGUUAAAAAAAUACCAGAAAAUUCUGCAAAAAUUGUAUUUGCUGAGGGUAAUUUUUGGGGACGUACUAUGGCAGCUGUUUCAUCGUCUACGGAUCCAUCAAGUUACGCAGGAUUUGGACCAUUUAUGCCCGGUUUUGAAAUAAUCCCUUAUGAUGAUUUGGAAGCUUUAGAGAAAAGUUUACAAGAUCCAAAUGUGUGUGCAUUUAUGGUCGAACCAAUACAAGGUGAAGCUGGUGUGCGUGUACCAAAACGAGGCUAUCUCCAAAGUGUUCGUGAACUAUGUACAAAAUAUAACGUACUAUGGAUCGCAGAUGAAGUACAAACCGGUUUAGGCAGAACCGGAAAAUUAUUAGCCGUAGAUCAUGAAAAUGUUCGUCCUGAUGUUUUAAUAUUAGGAAAAGCGUUGUCAGGUGGAGUAUUACCUGUUUCGGCAGUAUUAGCAAACAAUGAUAUUAUGUUAUGCAUAAAACCUGGUGAACAUGGUUCAACGUUUGGAGGUAAUCCUUUAGGAUUAAGAGUUGCAAUGGCAGCUUUACAAGUAAUUAAAGACGAGAAAUUAUGUGAAAAUUCGUUAAGAUUGGGUGAAAUAUUACGGAAUGAAUUAAAGAAAUUACCAACAGAUAUUGUACAAGAAGUAAGAGGCAAGGGGUUAAUGAAUGCUAUUGUAACUCAUGAUGCGUAUGAUUCUUUUGAAAUAUGUAUUAAAUUAAAAGAAUGUGGAUUAUUAGCGAAACCAUCGCACGGUAUUAUUCGAUUAUCGCCACCAUUAUGUAUCACAGAAGAACAGAUUAUGGAAUGUUCAAGUAUUAUUCUUAAUGUUUUUAAUUCGUUAAAAUCAAAAUAAUUUUUUUAUAUUAUU
This is a messenger RNA of Chrysoperla carnea, 1428 nucleotides long. Its product is annotated as ornithine aminotransferase, mitochondrial-like. The transcript has 4 exons. The record is from RefSeq and is a predicted model, not a curated record. Gene Ontology annotation, molecular function: pyridoxal phosphate binding; identical protein binding; L-ornithine transaminase activity. Lineage: Eukaryota; Metazoa; Arthropoda; Insecta; Neuroptera; Chrysopidae. The coding region runs from base 139 to 1413 and encodes 424 amino acids. Gene Ontology annotation, cellular component: cytoplasm.